CUUUUGCGAAUCAGCUGAGAAAAUAUUUAAAAGUUUUAAAUAAUAAAAACAAAGCCCCGUAAAGAAUGCAAAUAUUCUGACCCCGUGGCAUAAGAAGGAUAUAGUCCUAUUUCGAGCAUAUUGUUUGUAAAUUCCUUAACUGCAGAUUUCCGGUUGAAACCAUGGUUCGAGUUCUGUUCCUCCACCCGGAUUUGGGCAUCGGAGGAGCUGAGCGACUGGUGGUGGAUGCCGCUCUGGCACUCAAGGAGCGGGGUCACCAGGUCAGCUUCCUAACGAAUCACCACGACAGCACGCACUGCUUCAAGGAGACGGCGGAUGGCACUUUUCCGCUCCACGUAGUGGGCGACUGGUUGCCACGCGGGCUCUUUGGAAGGUUCUAUGCCAUCUGUGCCUAUCUGCGCAUGCUCUACGCGGCGAUCUACGCCAGCUUCUUCAUGCCCCAGCGGGAGCAAGUGGACGUGGUGGUGUGCGACCUAAUAUCUGUGUGCAUUCCAGUUCUCCGCUUCGCCCCUCAUCGUCCGAAAGUUCUAUUCUACUGCCACUUCCCGGAUCAGCUUCUCAGCAGCCGUGAAGGGCUGCUGAAGCGACUGUACCGCCUGCCCAUCAACUGGCUGGAGGAGCACACGAUCGGUCUAGCAGACAAGGUGCUGGUCAACUCCAAAUUUACGCUACGUGUCUUCCAGGACACCUUCCGCCGACUGAGCACGGUGCCGGAUGUGCUGUAUCCUUCACUGCACACCCAGUACUUUGACCAGAUGCAGAAAAAGCUGGAACAGCGGUCUGCUUUACUGGACGAGCCUGUGCACCCGCGAGUACCACUCAACGCCUUUAUCUAUCUGGACAUCAAUCGGUACGAGCGCAAGAAGAACCACGCCCUCGCCUUACAUUCCCUGCGCCUUCUGGGCGACAUUCUGCCCGCCACGGACUUCAAGCGCUGUCGCCUAAUCAUCGCCGGGGGUUACGACACCCGAUGCAUGGAAAAUGUAGAGCACUUCGCGGAGCUGGAGCAGCUUACGGAGGAGCUGAAGCUUCAGGAUCACGUUGCUCUGCUGAGAUCGCCUACCGACGAGGAGAAAUGUCGCCUGCUCUUCGCCGCUCACUGUCUGCUGUAUACGCCAGAAAACGAGCACUUCGGCAUUGUGCCGCUGGAGGGCAUGUACUGCUCCAAGCCAGUCGUGGCAUUGAACAGCGGCGGACCCACUGAAACGGUGGUGAACACUUCCACUGGCUUUCUGUGCGAAAAAACCGAGAAAAGCUUUGGAGGAGCAAUGCUCCAGCUUUUCCGGGACGAACAGCUGCGUGUGAAGAUGGGAGACCAGGGUCACAAGCGGGUGCAGCAAAAGUUCUCUUUCCAAGCAUUCGCAGAUCGGCUGAACGGCAUUAUUAGAGAUCUUGUUCCUGUCUCCAGGGAGUCGAGUGCUAAGAAAAAUAAAUAAAAUUCCAGUUAAGAAAGCAGAUCUAUUGCAAA
Molecule: messenger RNA, 1468 nt
Organism: Drosophila sechellia
Lineage: Eukaryota; Metazoa; Arthropoda; Insecta; Diptera; Drosophilidae
Gene: Alg2
Product: alpha-1,3/1,6-mannosyltransferase Alg2
Exons: 1
Coding region: 162-1436 (424 amino acids)
Biological process (GO): dolichol-linked oligosaccharide biosynthetic process
Cellular component (GO): endomembrane system
Molecular function (GO): GDP-Man:Man(1)GlcNAc(2)-PP-Dol alpha-1,3-mannosyltransferase activity
Source: RefSeq, a predicted model, not a curated record